Molecule: messenger RNA, 2209 nt
Organism: Propithecus coquereli (Coquerel's sifaka)
Lineage: Eukaryota; Metazoa; Chordata; Mammalia; Primates; Indriidae
Gene: THTPA
Product: thiamine triphosphatase
Exons: 2
Coding region: 772-1473 (233 amino acids)
Biological process (GO): dephosphorylation; thiamine diphosphate metabolic process; thiamine metabolic process
Molecular function (GO): magnesium ion binding; thiamine triphosphate phosphatase activity
Source: RefSeq, a predicted model, not a curated record
CUCCCAUCAUGCACCCGUACCCCAAGGUGCCGGGCUCAGCCUGAGGCCUGGGACCCGGCCAACUCCUGGGAGCCUCGAGGGGUCGGGGAUGAAGAGCAGAGCGCUAGGAGACGGCCUCGCUCCCCUGCCCACCGCGUGGGUCGCGGCCCUCCAUAACCUAGCAGGUCUCUCGGGCUCCGGCCUGUGCUCGGCACCACCACAACGGGCCUAAUAUGGCCGCUGAUUCUGGGACCUGCUGGGCGCGCGGAGAGCCGGGCUGAGGUCCGGGGUCAGGAACUACUCCCGGCAUUCCUCGCGGGUGUGGCGUGGGCUCCCUUCCCCCAUCUCCGGGUCCCGCGAGAGGGAGACCCUCGGGCUUUGAGGUGAGACCCGAGGCUGUGCUGACGGGUGCCGUGGCGGGAGAGGGCAGGUCAUCGCGGGCAGUGAGCCACUGGCCUUCUUGGGUAGCAAGGUGUAGCGAGGGGGCGUUGAAAGAAGGACACGCGAUGCACGGCCUGCUUUCUAGGGAGCCCUUUGGGUUGAGGACAUUUUCAGCAGUGGGCGGGAUUUUACUGGAGACCUGUCACUGUCUGAGCCUUAAAACAUCACAGAUGGGGUAUUUUAUCACCGAAGCAGAGUGAAAAGGCUGUAGCCUUAGCAGAAUUCUGAGACAGUGUGUGUGCGCCUCGUAAGUUCUUACAGGGAGGAGGGUCUGUGCUGAGCGGCCCUCUCACCCCUCAACCACGCCCGCAGGGCUGAGCACCAGGCCUUUUACCCUUGGGAGCUCAGCGAAUGCUUGUUGACCAACCAAUUGCAGGUAGCAUGGCCCAGGGCUUGAUUGAGGUGGAGCUAAAGUUCAUUCCAGGGCCUGGCACAGAGGAGCGGCUCCAGGAGUUGGGGGGCACCCUGGAGCACCGGGUCACCUUCCGAGACACCUACUAUGACACCCCUGAGCUGAACCUCAUGCGGGCUGACCACUGGCUGCGACAACGAGAGGAUAGUGGAUGGGAGCUCAAAUGUCCUGGAACAGCAGGUGUCUUAGGACCCCACACUCAGUAUACGGAACUCACAGCUGAACCUGCAAUUGUGGCCCAGCUCUGUGCCGUGCUGGAGACUGAGGGCCUGGGGGCUGGGGGUGUGGCUGCUGUGCUGGGCCCAAUGAGGCUGCAGGAAGUAGCUAGUUUUGUGACUAACCGGAGUGCCUGGAGGCUGGUUCUUUUGGGAACUGAUGAAGAGGAGUGGCCGCUCAGGGUGGACCUGGAUACAGCCGACUUUGGCUACGCAGUGGGUGAGGUAGAGGCCCUGGUGCACGAAGAGGCUGAAGUACCAGCUGCCCUAGAGAAGAUCCACAAGCUCAGCAACAUGCUUGGUGUGCCAGCACAGGAGACAGCACCUGCCAAGCUGAUCGUGUACCUACAACGCUUUCGGCCUCAAGUCUAUCAGCGCCUGCUAGAAGUGAACAACUCUAGCCAGAGAGAGACCACAGGGGACUAAACAUCCUGACAGCAGCCUGGGCUAAGGGUGUCACUUCCUAGAAGGGGAGGAGAACUCUGGGUCUAACAGGAUCUACUCCUGGGCUCACUGUGCCUCUUCCCUUGGCUUCCCUUCUCACAGUGACUCCUCUCUCUCCAGCUCUGCCUAUUCCUUCACCCUACUCUAAGCUACCCAUCCUUGAGCCCUCCCUGGCUGCUUCCUCUCCCUCAUCCGUCAGAUGCAAUCUGUGGGCCGCCCCUCUCCCCUGGCCGCUAAGCAGCCUCCAUUGAUUUCCGCUCGUGUUUAUAGGAUUUCCACUUAGCCGUGAUCAGUAGUUAAGCACAGGAAAAUCCCUUGCCACCCCUCCUCCCUUGGUCGAUGCCAUUGAUUCUGCCAGCGGCUCCUAAACCGCCUUACAGCUGAGUUAGAGAUGAGGGGAGGUAGCAGGGAUUUCCCUGCCUUGGGGUGUGGGGAAUAGCAGCAAGUUGGGGAAAUGGUUGGGAAUCCCUGUUAGAAAUCAAGAAAUUCUCAUUAGAUUUUGCCACUGUGCCCAGUUCUGGUGCAGAGGGUAGAGUGUCUUCUGUGGACGUUUAAGGGCAAAUUUGCUCCCCAACAUGGAGUGGUAGAAAGAAAACCCUUGUUGAGACAGGUUCUCAAGGCUCAGGGGAAGAAUCAUACUUCCUAUGUAAGGGGCUCUUCCCCGGCUGUUAUUCACACGUUUUCUACUUCAAAUAUACCCAAAUAUGGCUUUCAUCAC